AAGAGAUGGGUGACUGGAGUUUCUUGGGGAACAUUUUAGAAGAAGUGAAUGAGCACUCCACAGUCAUCGGAAGAGUCUGGCUCACGGUGCUCUUCAUUUUUCGAAUCCUGAUUCUGGGAACAGCUGCCGAAUUUGUCUGGGGAGAUGAACAGUCAGACUUUGUAUGCAACACCCAGCAGCCUGGUUGUGAGAAUGUCUGCUACGAUGAGGCCUUCCCUAUCUCCCACAUCCGGCUCUGGGUCCUGCAGAUCAUCUUUGUCUCUACCCCUUCACUGGUGUACGUGGGGUAUGCUGUGCAUCAUGUGCGGAUGAUGGAGAAGAAGAGAGAGAGGGAGCGGGCAGAAAGGCAACAGCAAGCUGAGAUGGAUGAAGAGAGGCUACCCCUGGCUCCAGACCAAGAGAGCACCAGGAACACCAAUGAAAUCAAUCCCAAAGGGGGCAAGAAGUUCCGACUGGAGGGAACACUCCUGGGAACCUACAUUUGUCACAUCAUUUUCAAAGCCAUUUUCGAGGUGGGGUUCAUAGUGGGCCAGUACUUCUUGUAUGGCUUCCGAAUUCUGCCCCUGUACCGCUGUGGCCGGUGGCCCUGCCCCAACCUUGUGGACUGCUUUGUAUCCAGGCCCACUGAGAAGACAGUCUUCAUUAUGUUUAUGCUGGCUGUGGCCUCAGUAUCCCUCAUCCUCAACCUUGUGGAGAUCAGUUACUUGAUCUUGAAAAGGAUCCGCCUGGUUUUCAGGAGGCCAUCAGAAGAACAACUGAGGGAGAUCCCAGAGAAGCCCCUCCACUCCAUUGCAGUCUCUUCUAUUCAGAAGGUCAAGGGCUACAAGCUGCUGGAGGAGGAGAAGCCAGUGUCCCACUAUUUACCUCUGACGGAAGUGGGGGUAGAAGCUGGUCCCCCUCCAUCUUCUUUCAAAGACUUGGAUGAGAAGCUUGGUAUGGGGCCCUUGGAAGACCUAUCCAGGGCCUUUGAUGAGAGGUUGCCAUCCUAUUCUCAAGCAGAAGAGCAGAAAGAGGAGAAGGUAGAAGCAGGGGAAGAGGAGCAGGAGCAAGAAGAAGAGGAGGAGCAGCAGGAACCAGAAGAAGAGCUGGAGACAGAGAAGGUGGUAGAGGAGCAGGAGCCACCAGGAGAGGAACUGCCUUCAGUGCCUACUGAACUGACAGCUGAUACGAGACCUCCCAGCAGGCUAAGCAAAGCCAGCAGCCGGGCCAGGUCAGAUGAUUUGACUGUAUAAGGGUGUGGGGAGCAACUACACACACACAAAAAAUCACAGAUGUUUUUAAACAAAGUGCU
This is a messenger RNA of Trachemys scripta elegans, 1291 nucleotides long. RefSeq names its product gap junction protein alpha 8 (gene GJA8). Bases 6 to 1232 code for a protein of 408 amino acids. Gene Ontology annotation, biological process: cell communication. Gene Ontology annotation, cellular component: connexin complex. NCBI's taxonomy places the organism in Eukaryota, Metazoa, Chordata, Testudines, Emydidae. The record is from RefSeq and is a predicted model, not a curated record. The transcript has a single exon.